Mesoplodon densirostris (Blainville's beaked whale) is the source of this 411-nucleotide messenger RNA. RefSeq names its product keratinocyte-associated protein 2-like. Lineage: Eukaryota; Metazoa; Chordata; Mammalia; Artiodactyla; Ziphiidae. The record is from RefSeq and is a predicted model, not a curated record.
AGAGUGGUGGGUACAGGCACCUCGCUGGCGCUCUCCUCCCUCCUGUCCCUGCUGCUCUUCACUGGGAUGCAGAUGUACAGCCGCCAGCUGGCCUCCACCGAGUGGCUCACCCCCCAGGGCGGCCUGCUUGGUUCCGGCCUUUUCAUCUUCUCUCUCACUGUCUUCAAUAAUCUGGAGAAUCUUGUCUUUGGCAAAGGAUUCCAAGCAAAGAUCUUCCCUGAGAUUCUCCUCUGCCUCCUGUUGGCUCUCUUUGCAUCUGGCCUCAUCCACCGAGUCUGUGUCACCACCUGCUUCAUCUUCUCCAUGGUUGGUCUGUACUACAUCAACAAGAUCUCUCCCACUCUGUACCAGGCAACAGCUCCAGUCCUCACACCAGCCAAGGUUACAGGCGAGGGCAAAAAGAGAAACUGA